AUGGUGAGAAAAAGGCAUUCCUUGGAUGAGACUGUUUUUCAUUAUGAGAAUCAGAACAGCUUCCAAAAGCCCAGUGAUGAUUCUCCACUCAGCCUUACAGAUAGCAUCGGAUCAGUGUUUAUGAGUUCAGAUGGAGAAUAUGGUGCAGAGGAAAAAAAGAAGGCUGGAAAAUCACCCAGCCUAUUGCCACAGAUCCCUACUAGUGAGGCUGAAUGUUUUGAUGACCGGAAAAAAGCCGGCGCCACUAGGACAAAGAUCAGUGUGGACAGCCCCCUCCUGACAGCAGAUAUCAAGAGUGACUCCAAGAUUGAAAGGAAAAAACAUGCCUCAAAUCAGUUCAAGGCAAAUGCUCACUAUCACAAGCUAUUUCUGGAUGUCCCAACUGCAGAGCCACUGAAGCAAAGUUUUACCUGCGCUCUACAGAAAGAAAUUCUGUACCAAGGAAAGUUAUUUAUAUCUGAAAACUGGAUUUGUUUCCAUUCCAAGGUCUUUGGUAAAGACACCAAGAUUAGUAUUCCUGUGCUCUCGGUAAAACUAAUAAAGAAAACCAAAACUGCCCUUCUGGUGCCAAAUGCUCUGGUCAUAGCAACAGUCACUGACCGGUUCAUAUUUGUCUCCUUGCUCUCUAGAGACACAACCUACAAGCUAUUAAAAUCUGUCUGUAGCCACUUAGAGGAUAUAAGUGUUGGCAACAGUCCCAAUCCUUCUUCCGCCGAAAACAGCUUCAGGGCCGAUCGCCCUAUGACCCUGCCUUUGGAUUUCAGUGAAGACUUCUCAGAUUUGGAUGGUAUAGUGCACCAUCGGAGACAAGAGUUGGAAGAGUCUAGCAGUACUGGCUCUCAGACCCCUGAAUCGGAACACUUCCAAGAUUACCACGUCAUUGAGACCCAGACUCAUCUGAAAGUUUCCAAGGCAGAAGCAAAGUCUAUCCAUACAGACAUACUCAGUAAACAUAUGCCUGAAGGAACAGGCAGGAACAUUCCCAGAAAUGGCCAGGCUGGAGCCUUUGGAUUCUUCCACAGAGUGAAGUCCCACAGAUUUUUGUCUCUGAACCACAUACUUGUUUUCUAUGCAGUUCUUGUCUGUGUCCUAGUCUUUUCUACCUUCUACAUGAGAUAUAAAAUCAAUGUUCUGGAGGAACGGCUAGUCUCCAUGGCUUCCUUUGUUGACUCCCAUAUUAAUGACCAACCAGUGCAACAAGGCCUGGGAUCCCAUCUGCAAAUUAAUGCUGAUGCCCUCUGUGGUGAACUAACAGCUAACCUCAUAAAAUUGGAAAAGAUACAAAACAACUUACAAAGACUACUUGAAGAUGGUGACUGA
Emys orbicularis (European pond turtle) is the source of this 1320-nucleotide messenger RNA. RefSeq names its product GRAM domain containing 2B (gene GRAMD2B). The record is from RefSeq and is a predicted model, not a curated record. Lineage: Eukaryota; Metazoa; Chordata; Testudines; Emydidae. Gene Ontology annotation, cellular component: cytoplasmic microtubule. Bases 1 to 1320 code for a protein of 439 amino acids. The transcript is spliced from 14 exons.